Rhizoctonia solani is the source of this 417-nucleotide messenger RNA. RefSeq lists its product as uncharacterized. The transcript has 3 exons. NCBI's taxonomy places the organism in Eukaryota, Fungi, Basidiomycota, Agaricomycetes, Cantharellales, Ceratobasidiaceae. The record is from RefSeq and is a predicted model, not a curated record. The coding region runs from base 1 to 417 and encodes 138 amino acids.
AUGUUUAGAGGAUCGAACCCUGCAGCUUCUGCAGCCUCAAAGAGGGAAAUAUCGACCCUUGAAGACGAUGAAGAUUAUCUCGAUAGGCCUAGGAAGAAGAUAUUCACAACCAAUCCGGUGCCACCUUCGUUUGUAAAGCGAAGGGACUUUGCAUAUGGACCUGGAGCUGCUGAGCGUAUGCGGGAGGGUGCCUCCUGGGCACUAGAGGUUCAGAGGAAAGAAGAGGAAAGAGAGGCCGAGUUGCGGAGAAAGCGGGAUGAAUCAGUGGCGAAAUACCAUGCGGAGAUGCAGGCCAAACGGAAACAAGAGGCAAACAAAGCAGCUCCAGCAUCACCCCUGCGUCAACAACAGAUACCCAACGUUUCGACACCAUUCGCCGUUAUUACUGAAGAGAUAUAUUCGUCCGGGGCUAUGUGA